AUGUUUGUUUUUUCUUUCUCUCUUAUUGUUUGUUUGUUUUUUCUUACUUAUUGUUUGUUUUUUCCUUCUUAUUGUUUUUUUCCUUUUUAUGGUUUGUUUGUUUGUUUUUUCUUUUUUAUUGUUUCUUUGUUUUUUUCUUUCAUUCUUAUUUGUUUGUUUUUUCUUUCUUAUUCUUUGUUAGUUUUUUCUUUGUUUUUUUUUUAUUCUCUCUUUUUUAUUGCUAGUUUGUUUUUUCUUUCUUUCUCAUGUUCUUUCUUUCUUUCUUAUUGUUUUUUAUUUGUUUAUUUAAUUAUUCUUUCUUUCUUUCUUUCUUUCUUUCUUUCUUUCUCAGAUUUUUUUUCUUUAAUAGAGCUAAUACGCUACCGUGCAGACCCAAUUAAUUAUAACCUCUUUACGGAACAUCUAUCUAUCUAUUAUCUAUCUAUCUAUCUAUCAUCUAAUCUAUCUUUAUUGUUGAAUCUAUCUAUCUAUCUAUCAAUCUAUCUGAAAUUUGAAUCGUUAUUUAAUUUCUUUUAUAAUCUCUUUCGGAAUAUUUAUCUAUCUCUCAACAUCUAUCUUUUUAUUUAUUUCAUCUUAAUUUUUGUUUGUCUGACUAUCUAUCUAUCUAUCUAUCCCAGUGAAUUUCUUGUCUUCCUAUCUAUCUAUCUAUCUAUCUAUCUAUCUAUUUAUCUAUCUAUCUAUCUAUCUAUUGGAUAA
Acanthosepion pharaonis is the source of this 696-nucleotide messenger RNA. NCBI's taxonomy places the organism in Eukaryota, Metazoa, Mollusca, Cephalopoda, Sepiida, Sepiidae. The record is from the annotation of a GenBank genome assembly.